AUGUCUUGGAUCUACGCCUACCGCCUUUGCUCUUUCAUUCUUUCGGUAGCGCUCGGGCUCGGCGUUGUCGCGCUGUGCGUCCAGACUGUGGUCUCGAAAAGCAUCGUUUUCGUCGAUUAUGGUCGGGUCGUAAACGUGCUCUACGCCUAUGUCGGAAUCUUCACCGGGAUUUAUACCACGGUCCUCUUGUUGAUCAGCCUAAUCCGCGACAGUUGCCACCGGCCUCUCGCGAUCGUAUCUGAGCUCGUACUACUCGCGAUACCGUCCGCCGCGUGGUCAGUUGUGGCCGUCAUGACACUGGUACAGAUUGGGCAGAAUUUCGAGCGGUCUGCAUGCAACGACGGCGACGCGACGGCUCACGACAUCUGCAACUACUCCGCGCCUAUCGCGGGCCUCUCGGCCACGGUCGCUGCUAUUUUGAUGAUCUACUCCCUCGUGCUGCUGUUCGUCGCGUGGGUUGCGGCGCGGCGCGGGAAACCGAUAUGGAUGUAUCCCGUCCCGAGGAGCUCGGCGCAAGGUAGCUCUUCGAGGGCCGCGGUUCAAGACCUGGAGGCGAAAGCUGGCGAGAAGCCUGUCCAAUGAAUAGCGCGCACGUUCACGCCUGCAAUUUUAUCUAUCGUAUUUUUGACUUACACCAGAGCUAUACUAAUCCCUUUCCCC
Molecule: messenger RNA, 660 nt
Organism: Trametes versicolor FP-101664 SS1
Lineage: Eukaryota; Fungi; Basidiomycota; Agaricomycetes; Polyporales; Polyporaceae
Exons: 5
Coding region: 1-582 (193 amino acids)
Source: RefSeq, a predicted model, not a curated record